[Torrubiella] hemipterigena is the source of this 1180-nucleotide messenger RNA. Lineage: Eukaryota; Fungi; Ascomycota; Sordariomycetes; Hypocreales; Clavicipitaceae. The record is from the annotation of a GenBank genome assembly.
AUGAUAAGAAACUCCAAAGAUUCCAUGAAGUCUACCUGGCGAACCGGGGAUCGCAAAAGUUGGUCCUGGGCACACUGGGGAUUCGAACUCGUCAACGCACACCCAAAAGACCCCAACAAAAGUAUCCCGGUGUUCAAGAAGAGCACAAACAUACCUCAUCUAUCACAACGAUCCUCGCAGAUAUUUAUUUGGGUAUAUGCUGCUCUCCCCAUGAUUCUGCAUGAGCUUUACACGAAGGCUACGGGCUGGACUCUUCAUCCACUGGCCGCGUUCUUCCUGUACACAGCCGGCAUGCACACUAUGCUCCUAGCGCUUGUACACAGCCUUCGUCGUUUAGUCCACAGCUACGGAUUUUUCGAUAGCGAAGUUGUUCCCGAGCGAGCUGAUAUCCCAGAUGUUGGUGUAGCGAAAGUUGCACUGUCGGCGUUCAAAACUCUGGAUUUUCGACUUGCCAUCGCAGUCCUCUUAACUUACAACGUUGCUGACGAUCCCAUCAUUCUAUUGACGGAUACAAAUCGAUUUCUAAUGGCGCUUGUCAAGCUUGGAACAUAUUCUAUUAUGCUUGACAUGUGGUAUUAUACGUACCACAGGUCGAUGCAUGAUAUCUCGUGGCUGUGGAAGUAUCAUCGUACACACCAUCUCGCGAAGCACCCCACCAUGCUCAUGACAGGCUAUGCCGACCUGGAACAAGAAAUAUUCGACAUAUUUAUUGUUCCUUUGCUUACAUUUGCCACACUGUACUUUAUGGGCCUUCCACUGUCUUUCUGUGAAUGGUACACGUGUAACAUGUAUAUCCUCUACGGGGAGAUCUGGGGCCACUCUGGCAUCCGACUACACGCUUGUGCACCAAACCCAUUUCAUGUGAUUCUCGAAGCCAUGGGUGCAGAUCUCCCGCAUGAGGAUCAUGACCUUCACCAUCGUAAGGGGUAUAGGUCUAGUGGCAAUUAUGGCAAACAAACACGAGUUUGGGACAGACUGUUUGGCACAUCUUGGGAGCGCAUCGAAACACACAGGUCAAACGUGGAUUACGCAAACAUGGUAAUUAUGCCUUUAUAUUAGAAAACACAUGAAGAUUUUCCUGCACGACAUGUCCUACGUUGGUACAUUGGUAUCUGUUGUCCUGGUUCCGCCAGCUUUCAAGUUCUAGUCGCAUAAGUCUAUGUUGUUAACCAGAUAUAUC